UGGGAUUAAAGCAACAGCCGGUAAGAAAUCAACACCAAAUAUAUUAUUGAUGAGUCCAUUUCAUUGUCUGUUGCUCCGAUUUGGUAGAAACAGAGUGAACUCAUUUCAUCUGAGUCAUAGUUUAGCCACUGCUACUAAUAUUCUCGACAGCAAUGACAAGAUAAUAGCGACCCGAAUAUCAAAUUGCAACAAUCUACACCAUCUUGACCAAAUUUACGCCCAGAUAAUCCGAAAUCACUUCUUGGAGUUGUACCCUGUACAAUUCCACUGGAACAACAUUAUUAGAUCAUAUACUAGGCUUAACUCCCCUAGCAACGCUCUACAUGUAUACAUCACUAUGUCAAGAACUGGUGUUCGCCCAGAUACUUUCACGUUACCCAUUGUUUUAAAGGCGAUUUGUCAGGUUCUAAAUUAUGUUGUGGCAAGGCAGCUCCAUGGGAUUGCAAUAAAGCUCGGAUUAGAAACUAAUAUGUAUUGUGAGAGUGGGUUUAUUAGCUUGUACGCUAAAGCUGGUGAAUUUGAGAAUGCACGGAAGGUGUUUGAACAAAAUAGUGAAAGAAAGUUGGGGUCUUGGAAUGCUAUUAUAGCGGGGUUGUCACAAGGUGGGCGUGCUAAAGAAGCCAUAGAAAUGUUCUUGGAGUUGAGAGAGAGUGGGUUGCAGCCAGAUGAUGUGACUAUGGUUAGUGUGACAUCUGCUUGUGGUAGUCUUGGAGACUUGGAUUUGGCUUCUCAAUUGCAUAAAUGUGUCUUUCAAGCGAAAGAAAUGGAAAGGUCUGAUCUUUUGAUGAUGAAUUCUCUUAUUGAUAUGUACGGUAAAUGUGGGAAGAUGGAUCUUGCUUAUAGGGUGUUUUCAAGGAUGACGGAAAGAAAUGUAUCCUCGUGGACUUCUAUGAUUGUUGGAUAUGCAAUGCAUGGGUAUGUUAGAGAUGCGGUUGAAUGCUUCCAUUGCAUGAGAGAGGCAGGUGUUAGGCCUAACCAUGUGACAUUUAUUGGGGUGUUGAGCGCUUGUGUACAUGGUGGGCUGGUGAAAGAAGGAAAGUAUUAUUUCAACAUGAUGAAGAAUGAAUAUGGUAUUGCACCCAUGUUGCAGCAUUACGGGUGCAUGGUGGAUUUGCUUGGCAGGGCUGGGUUGUUCGAGGAGGCAAGGGGGACGAUUGAAGGGAUGUCGAUGAAACCAAAUGUUGUGAUCUGGGGGUGCCUAAUGGGGGCUUGUGAGAAGCAUGGGCAUGUGAAAAUGGGAGAAUGGGUGGCUAGGCACCUGCAACAGUUGGAACCGUGGAACGAUGGAGUGUAUGUGGUAUUGUCCAACAUUUAUGCCAGUAAUGACAUGUGGGAAGAGGUAAGGAGGAUUAGAGCAAUCAUGAAGGAGCGAAAACUUGCCAAGAUUCCUGCUUAUAGUUUGUCAACAAGUUCAUAUUGAGAGCUGAAGGUGGACCUGCGAAGGAUAAAUGAUCAGAAACAUUGCUCUCUCUAAUAGAAGUGAGUGCACAAGAUGGUUGUCAUAUGCUGCACCUCACAAAAGUGGUUCAUAUAGGAGCAAUAUUGUAGCAUGGAGGGGGAGAAUUAUAAUCUUCACUGGUUUCUGUCGCCCUACCCAAUUUGUAGUCAAGGUUUUUCUAGAUUCAGGAGCUAAAGCUGUUGCAUGUCCUUCCAUUGAGCCCGAUGAAGUGCGGUUGUUUACAUGUCAGGGGUCAGGUGAUUUUAAUUCUUUCAAUAAUGGGAAGUUUGAAAUUGGUGAAGAAGAAGCAGAGGAUGACGACUCGGAACCUUCUAGAGUCCAGCAAGUGCUUGGGAAGAUAGUGAACCAGAGAAAAGUGAAGGACACUCAGAGUUCUUUUGAGAUGAAUAUGAUGAUCAGGGGGAGUUAUCCCAGUUCAUAUGUCAGUAUUAUGAGUCUCUUUAUCAGGGUGGUUCAAGAAUAGAUGAUGCAUUACAACAUGCUUGUGCCUCACACCAGAGCCUAAGAUAUUCA
This is a messenger RNA of Solanum stenotomum, 1972 nucleotides long. Its product is annotated as pentatricopeptide repeat-containing protein At1g77170, mitochondrial. Gene Ontology annotation, molecular function: RNA binding; protein binding. The record is from RefSeq and is a predicted model, not a curated record. NCBI's taxonomy places the organism in Eukaryota, Viridiplantae, Streptophyta, Magnoliopsida, Solanales, Solanaceae. The transcript has 2 exons. Gene Ontology annotation, biological process: RNA modification. The coding region runs from base 50 to 1420 and encodes 456 amino acids.